UACCCAACCACACCCUAGGCGACGGUCACAUCCGCUUCUGCCCCCCAAAAAACUUUGGGCUGCCAGGCUCGGCCCCAUCCCGCCUGCUGGUACUGUUGCUGGCCUCCGCCUUGGCCCGCUCCUCUCUCGUUCUCACUCACUUCGCCCUCUUGCCUGCCUGCCUUGCUCUUUCUCUCCCUCUCUCUUCCCUCAACCACUCACUGCCCGGCAUCGUCCACGGAGAUUCACUUCUCUGCCACGGCCGCUGGUUUCUCUACCUCUUUCUCUAUAGCCACCGUUUAUUCAGGCACACGACUUGUAGUUUUUCUCUCCCACUGCCUCGUCACUACUGCGAAUCUCCGUCUACCUUCGUGACCCCGUGGGGUCCGCAACAUCGAGUUGCGUCUUGGUCACUGCUUGCCAAUCAAUAUUUAUCUUGGUUGCCUUUGGCCUCCAAUCGACGCGAAUAUCCCUUCUAGACCGACACUUCUACUCGAACGACCUCAGAAGACACUUUUAAAAACCAUACCACCGAAAACCUAACCUUUUUGCCCUUCACCUCACCUGUUCCCAUUAGCCUCCCAGCUUUUGGUUACGUUACGCUACGUCCCGUGACAUCCGCACUUCACGACCAUAACAUUCGACAUUUACGACACCAACAUACCCUCUCACCAUGACUUCUCUCAAAAUUAAGGACGCCGGCUGGGCUUUGAAGCCACCGGCUGACGAUGCGUCCCUACCUCCUCAGGCUUUUGGCCUGACGCUUAGUAGCAACGUUAUUGAGGACAUGAUCAAAGCUGCUCAAAAUAACCAGAGUAUUGAACUUUCCCUGGGAAAAUCUCCGACUCUGCACUAUGGAUCGAAAUCCUAUAAAAUACAGAACCCUGCCGACGAUGCUCCCUGCGAAUUCUAUCUUUCCCGGCCGUACGAGUCGACGAAGAUGGCAAUUCGUCUUCCUCAUACAGGCUCCCUAUUCACAAAGGUGAAGUUGCCUGGCAAGCCUCUGUCAAGUAAAGUAGCAGGGAUGUCUGGCAAGUCCUCCGGUCUGGAACACGAUAUGGAGACAUUGCAAAAUGGCAUGGCAGCUCACGAGGCAGCUCGUGACAAAACACAAGUUGUUGACCGACUCACCUCGACAAAGCGAUCUACCAAAACAAAAAACGGUCUGCUGUCUGGAUUCACCUCAGGAUCCUCUCGAUCGAAGCCCACCUCGCCGGGACACAAGCCGAAUCCAUCGCCAUCGGCGACCCCAGUCCUCUCUGCCACGCAGCUGGCAAUGGAACGGGCGAAAGAACAACGAUUUGUGCUCGUCCAUGAACUUGCUGUUAAAGAGCGUUCAUCCGAUUAUCUGAAAAAUAAGUGGCAAGGAAAGCCAGAGGAGUUCAGCUCCGCGCUCGAGAAGGUGGCCGAUUACAACUCAGAUUCCAAGUCGUGGAGUAUGAGAAAGGGUCAUUGGAAGGAACUCGACGUCUGGAAAUACGACUAUCAAGACCAAGACGAGCGACAAAAAGCCAUCGACAACGCCAUUCGGCAAUAUGAUAAACAGAGACUUUCAUCCUCUGAACCAGAAUGGCAGAAGCUUUUGCCCAAGGAGGAACGCGGUCAAGGCAAAUGUCUUAGUCGCCUACAAGCAAAUAUUGCCAAAGGACCCCCACAGCCUGCACCUAAGAUUAAGAUUCAAAAGGCAGAUGAUAGCUCAACGUCACGCGAUGACAUUGACAGUGUCAGCAGCGAACGAAGCAGAAUUGGUGGCGAGCCUAUGUCUCGAUCCAAUUCAAGCUCUCUUUCGGCUAAGGCUAAGAAGCUCAACGAUUUUGCAAAGAAGGCCAGCAGCACCACGAUCAAAGCACCACUGUCGAAGAAGACGUCCCCCGUCAAGGCUAAGCCUGCAGCUGCCAAAGCCAACGGAGGAAAGUACUUGUCACAGGAGAUUAUUGUCAACUCAGAUUCGUCUGGUGAUGAAAUACCACUUGCACGUCAAAAGCCCGUGGUAUCCAAGGUGACUGCCAGUAGGCCGCCACCACCCUCGCAACCCAAGAGUCAACCAAGCAAACGUCCACGUGAUGAUGAUGACUCCAGCUCCAGCUCCGGCACGCCUCUGUCCAAGCGAUUGAAGCAGAAGCAGCCGUUAUUGAGCUCCAAACUGAAGGAUCGUCCCUCUGACGCUAACCAGCGCGGACGUAACGGAACAACUGCACACUCUUCUACGGCCCCGAGGGCGAAGAACACCUCACCAACGAAAUCAUCACCACUUGCUUCGUCACCACCAACUAACGCGUCGGACAUGGAAGCUGAUCGUCCUGCGCCCUCCAAAAAGCGCAAGGCCGAGACCGACACAAAGGCUUCGAUGAUCAAGCGCCGAGCUGUUGACAGUCUUUCCACUGCUGUGGUUAAUAAGGCUAAUAAGUUCAAGCUGUAUUAUUCAAAGUAUGAAGCCCUGCACUACGAGGUGGCGUCCCUCGACAACCCACCCGAGGACAAGGUUUCACACCUUUUGUCAAUGCGUGGUGCUCUUGAGUCUAUGAAGAAGGAGAUUUACCGUGAAUGUUCGCCGGUAUGAGUUGUCGAGACGAUGAGAAUGGUUUAGGGGCUGACUUUGUUGCUUUAAUGACAACACCCACCAACUUGCAUUUGAUUUUAUAACCGGCGCAACACAUACAGGAUACACCCAGUGGUUUUUGUCUUUUGUCUUUUCGUUUUUUUCGCUUAAAAUUACUUAUGCAUCUGAACCUUGGGGAAAAAAUUCUAUAGCGGGUACUUUUUGGCGUUUCUUUCAUCCCGACAAAGACGGGAAGGGCAUCCGUAAUUGAGGAUAGCUCUACAUUUUCUAUUUGGCACUGUUGAAAGGAUUCUCUGUAGAGUCUAUUUACUUGGUAUUUCAGAGUUGUUAAUGAAACCAAUACAAUGAAACAUUACG
[Torrubiella] hemipterigena is the source of this 2896-nucleotide messenger RNA. The record is from the annotation of a GenBank genome assembly. NCBI's taxonomy places the organism in Eukaryota, Fungi, Ascomycota, Sordariomycetes, Hypocreales, Clavicipitaceae.